Messenger RNA from Mycotypha africana, 1150 nucleotides. Its product is annotated as flavoprotein-like protein. Lineage: Eukaryota; Fungi; Mucoromycota; Mucoromycetes; Mucorales; Mycotyphaceae. Gene Ontology annotation, molecular function: FMN binding; NAD(P)H dehydrogenase (quinone) activity. The coding region runs from base 19 to 1035 and encodes 338 amino acids. The transcript is spliced from 4 exons. The record is from RefSeq and is a predicted model, not a curated record.
AAAAAAAAAACAAUAAGGAUGCCCACCGUUUAUAUUAUCCUCUAUUCUCUCUAUCAUCACGUUUAUAAGGUCGCUCAGGCUGUUCAAAAAGGUCUUGAAGCAGAGGGCGUUGAUGUGAAGCUUUUCCAGGUUACCGAAACGCUAUCAGACGAGAUCCUUAGCAAGUUGCAUGCACCCGAUAGGCCUAAUUUGCCUAUCAUCACCGUCGAUGAUCUUACUAAAGCCGAUGCAUUCAUGUUUGGUAUCCCCACUCGUUUCGGUACCUUCCCAUCUCAACUCAAGUCAUUUUUGGAUGCCACUGGUGCCCUUUGGGCUACCGGUGCUCUUGCCGGCAAAUUUGCUGGUACCUUCUUCUCCACAGCUUCCCAACAUGGUGGUCAAGAAACCACUGCCUACACUUUCAUGACUUAUUUUGCUCAUCAUGGAAUCAAUUAUGUUCCUUUGGGUUUCGCCAAUAGCCAUCUUUUCGAUAAUUCCGAAGUAAUUGGCGGUUCCGCUUGGGGUGCUGGCACUGUUGCAAAUGGUGAUGGUUCUCGUGAACCUACCGUUAAAGAGUUGGAAAUUGCUACAACUCAAGGUGAAAACUUUGCAAAGAUUUUGACCGCUUUCCACCGUGGCUCCAAGGCGCUCGAUUCCACUACUGAUGCUGCUGAUGCCGCUGCUGCACCCGCCGCUACGGAUGCUCAAACGGAUGAUAAAAUUGAGCAAGUGAACCCCAGCACCUCUGGUGCUACUGCAACUGCCGGUGCUGUCGGUGCCGCUGCUGGUGCUACUGCUGCUGCCAAUGCUGCUGGUACCAAGGAUACUAUCAAUAAGGCCUCAGCCGACGCUAAUGACGCCACCGCUACCUCUGGUACUGAUAAGGCAGCUAACGCCUCAAAAACCACUACACCCGCAGCCAAUUCAGCAAAGCCAACGGAAACUGCUUCAGCUCAACCACAAAGCAAACCCGCUGCUGCUGCUCAAAGCAAACCCAUCUCAGAGAAGCCUGCUGCAAAGCAAGAAAAGAAGAAGAAUGAUUGUUUCUGUAUGUAAAAAAUUAGACAUGAACCAGAAAAAAAGAAACCAAACGAUAGUAUCGUCGUUAUUAUUACAGCACAUGACAUGGAGUGAAAAUCUUUUUUUUUAUUUUACAUAAUUAUCUCUGCCC